Octodon degus (degu) is the source of this 1559-nucleotide messenger RNA. RefSeq names its product zinc finger protein 577-like. Gene Ontology annotation, biological process: negative regulation of transcription by RNA polymerase II. Bases 468 to 1559 code for a protein of 363 amino acids. The record is from RefSeq and is a predicted model, not a curated record. Lineage: Eukaryota; Metazoa; Chordata; Mammalia; Rodentia; Octodontidae. The transcript has 5 exons. Gene Ontology annotation, molecular function: DNA-binding transcription repressor activity, RNA polymerase II-specific.
AAUGACAAACAGGAAUUAAAGAACCCAAAGGUAGAGAAGUGAAAGUAAAAUUUUCUGUUGCCUGAAGCCUGGCAUUAGGAUCUGGGAUCUAGACGUUGUGCAGUGUCCAGCUGAAGCAGGCUCUGUUAUCACCGGUAGGCAAGGCAGGCAGGCAGGGCCCGAUCUGUGCCAGGCAAGCAUCAACAGGGCAGCAGGAGGAGGAGAGUGAGGAAAUGCUCUUUCUGGGAUUUGCAAAUCCAUAGAAAUUCAUGGGGAAGCAGCCCUUCGGGCAUGAGUUAGGGGCCACAGUCACUGAGAUUAUAACACUUCUGAAAUUGUUACUUUCCAGGGUUUGGAUCCCAAAGUUUGGAGUCACUGAUUUUCUGCUGCUUACAACACGAAUUUUCAAGUAGUCUGAAAUUCUUCUCAUCAAUUUCCAUGUUUUCAUCUUGAUUGCCCCGUCAGUUAACUUCUACAGGAAACUACAAAUGGCAGCACAUCAAGAGGAAUCAAUCACCAUUGAAGAUGUGACCAUCACAUUCACCCCAGAGGAAUGGGCUCUGCUAGACACAGCACAGAGGACACUGUACAGAGCUGUGAUGCUGGAAACCAUCAGGAACCUGCAAUCCCUGGAGAAAAACAACAGCCCUGAUGCAGAGGGACAGAUAGCCACUGGACCUGUGAAAAGGAAGAAGCCAGACAGCGUCAAGCCCCGGGAAAAUGCUCAGUGUGAGGAGAUACAUUUUGAAGGCAAUCUCUGUAAUAGACCCUUCAAACAUCAGUCAGAAUUAAAACAAAAGACAACUGAAUCUGGAAAUGAACUCUGCCUGUUGGGAACAAACUUCAACCAAUCUGCUAAAUUUUGUCGAAAUCAGGAAAUACACACUGGUAAAAUGCUUUAUAAGUGUCAUCAAUGUAGUAAAAUGUACAAGCAUUUAGGUAGUCUGAAAACUCAUAUGAGAAUGCACACAGGAAAGAAUCCAUAUGAGUGCUCUGUAUGUGGGAAAGCCUUCAAUAGGCAAUAUGAUCUUAGAAGUCAUGAGAGAAUACACACUGGAGAGAGAUUAUAUGAAUGCAGUGUGUGUCAGAAAUCAUUUGCUUAUUGCAAUUACCUUAAAAUUCACAUGAGAACACACACAGGGGAAAAGCCAUAUGAAUGCCAUCUGUGUGGGAAGGUCUUCACUCAAUCAUGUACCCUUACUCGUCAUGAGAGAACACACACAGGAGACAAACCAUAUGGAUGCCAUCUUCUUCGUAAGGGCCUCAUUCCUUUGCCCUCCAAGUUUGUUUUAGCCUUGCAGGUUGCCAGUUGUCUGGUUUUACACACAAGGCUCAGGGUGUGUCUCAACAGAGUCCUGCCUACUGUCAGCCUCCAUGUUAUCUGGGCCUACCUGAGGAAUGUGGCCUUCACUGGGUCGCUCAAAGCUUUCCUCUCCAGGAAGGGAAGUCAAGCAGAGGACGCAUUUGCCCAGAGAGGUGCAGAGCGACAGCCGCUUACUCUGCCUGUGGAACCCGAGUCAGCAACGAUGGGCUUCUGGGAUCCUAAAUCUUGGUACUCUGAAGAAAAAAUCAGAAUGUAA